Molecule: messenger RNA, 2446 nt
Organism: Hibiscus syriacus
Lineage: Eukaryota; Viridiplantae; Streptophyta; Magnoliopsida; Malvales; Malvaceae
Exons: 8
Coding region: 48-2243 (731 amino acids)
Cellular component (GO): nucleus
Molecular function (GO): zinc ion binding
Source: RefSeq, a predicted model, not a curated record
UCGUUUUCUUGUACAGCAAAGAUAUUGUUUCUUCGAUAAAAGGAAAAAUGGCCGACGAUGCAGAGAAGAGGUUUCAUUUGAUCAUGGACAAGCUCUUCCAAGACCCUUCCUCCUCCAGUCUGCCGCCUUCGCCACUGGAAACGGGAACGGGAGAACAAAGACGACUAUUACGAUCGAAGAAACGGCCGAAUCCAUCGUAUGCUUUAAUAGCGGAAGAGAAGCAGCAUUGCUUAGUUGCGAGUGAAUCUCCAAUUUGCAGACCAUGGGAUAGAGGAGAUUUUCUCAGGAGGUUAUCAACUUUCAAAUCCAUGACUUGGUUUGCUAAGCCCAAGGUGGUAAGUGCUGUGAAUUGUGCCACUAGAGGUUGGGUCAAUGUGGAUAUGGACAUUCUGGCCUGUGAAUCAUGCGGAGCACGUCUCCAGUUUUCUACUCCACCUUCUUGGACACGGCAGCAAGUUGAGAAGGCAGCCUCUGUAUUUAGCUUAAAGCUGGAUAGUGGACACAAAUUGUCUUGCCCUUGGAUUGACAAUGCCUGUGAUGAAAGACUGGCUGAAUUUCCUCCCACUGUGCCUUCUGAUUUAGUUGAAAAAUUCCGGGCGAGAUCCAACUCACUCUUUCAACUUACAGCUCUUCCAGUAAUUUCAUCUUCGGCCAUUGAAUUUAUGAGAAGCCCUCAGCUUGAAGAAUUUCUCAGACAACCCCUAAUGGUGGAUUGUCUGAAAGAGAAUGUUGAGUUAUCUCAAUUAGAAAGUAUAGAACUUGGAUCUGAUGUGGAUUCUGCUAACUUGUAUUAUCAGGCUCAAAAGCUUAUAAGUCUCAGUGGCUGGGAACUACGUUUACUACCGUACGUAGUUGAUUGCAAGGAUGGUCAGAAUCAGUUUGCCAAAGAUGCUGAAAUUUUAACUUCACCCCAGGGAGCUGAUCAUGGACUAAAUUUGUGUCUCAAUUUCCAUGCAGCUGAUGAAAAUGAAAAUUUGGAGGCAAAUAAAGAUUUUGAGAAUUCUUUUAGAUUGCAGUGUGAUCCCAAAUCUGUUGUUUUAGAUUGCAGACUCUGUGGCGCAAGUGUUGGAUUAUGGGCUUUCUCCACUGUUCAACAGCCUGUAGAGUUCUUCAGAUUAUUUGGAUGUGAAGAAGUCAAUCCUGGAGCCCAUGAUUCUGGCCAUGAAAAGAAUGGCUGUGAUGGUGGGGUUGGUGUUCCUUCAAAUGGUGGGUCGUCAUCUAUGGAGCAAUCUUCAAAUUUAAAAUUUACUAUAGCCGGAGGUCCGCCACCAACACGACAAAACUUUAAAGCAAGAAUACAUUUACCUGUUAUUGGCCGGAGUUUAAGUGCUAGAUUUUUGUAUCAUCCAGAGUUUAGAGAUCAGAUAUUUAGUAAUCAAGAAAAUACUCCAGUAGAAUCCAAGUUUCAGGGAGAAAUAGAUUGUUGUAAUAAUAGUGUUAGUGAGUCAGGUGUCCCAUUGGCAGAGUUGAGAACUUCAAAUGGCAAAAAAGAUGGAGAAGUUGAUUGUAAUUCUAAAAGCAAUGAUCAGUCUCCUCGUUCAAACCAUGAUGUUUGUGCAAGAGAUGACAAUUCUAGGAAUGUCACUCCAUUGGAAGGAACCAACGUCACUGCAAAAGAAAUUUCUCCUUAUGCUGGUACUGAUGAUUCUAAUAUGGGGGUUCAAAUAGAGAGUUCUCAGAAUGUAGUCCAAGAUUCUUGCCAAAGUAAUAACUCUCUUGAAAAGGUAGACAAUGAUAGAUCUUCUGUUUCGACCCAAGGUGCUAAUGUUUCCCCUAGAAAUGAAGGAACUAAUGAUUCAUCAGUUUUGAUUACAUCUAAAAAGUGCCAUCCAGAACAAACUGCAGAAGCAGAGAAAAUGACCUCAAGAGAAGACAAAACUUGUGCCAAUAGUGAGGAAGGGGUGAUCGCUGAAGUCCAGACUGCACAAAACAAUAAGGGCUUAUCCUGUCACAAAGGAAAGGAUCUAAAGCAACUGCACAUGGAUAAAACAUCAGAGUUUGAUCCAAUCAGGCAGCACAGGCAUUUUUGUCCAUGGAUUGCAUCGAUGAGUGGCGGGGCACCCGGAUGGCAACAAACAUUAUCUGCUUUGCUAUGUGGGAAUGAUUGUCCUCGUUCUUCACCGGCGCGUUCUCCUCCUCCAUUUGCCUCCAUGAUUAAGGUUAACGAUCCCGUUGCCUCGGUUAGAAAGCUUUUCUCGUCUCCUGUGGCCAAAAGGAUGAAGAUCAGCCGAGAACCAGGCUAAACCUGCCGGCGUUUUUAUGGUGAAAAGAGUCGAGGCAAAUAUAGAAAUUUGUACCAUCUCAAACAUAGAUAUAUAGACUGGUUGUAUUCAUUUUCAGGCUUUGUGAAAUGGUAGUCCAGUUUACAGCCAAAUGAUUGGUGAGAGCAAAGAUGAAAUUGAAUGAAAAUGAUAUUUAGAAGUCAAUUUUGAGGGAUUGAAAUUUA